AUGGCUUCUUCUAAUGGUGGUGUGCCUCCGGGAUUUAGAUUUCAUCCGACGGAUGAAGAACUGCUUCAUUACUAUUUGAAGAAGAAGGUGUCCUUUCAGAAGUUUGACAUGGAUGUCAUUAGAGAGGUGGACUUGAACAAGAUGGAGCCUUGGGACUUGCAAGAAAGAUGUAGAAUUGGAUCAACUCCACAAAACGAGUGGUAUUUCUUCAGUCACAAGGACAGAAAGUACCCCACGGGGUCAAGGACUAAUAGAGCAACGAAUGCAGGGUUUUGGAAAGCCACAGGAAGAGACAAGUGCAUUAGGAACAGCUACAAGAAGAUUGGAAUGAGAAAAACCCUUGUGUUCUACAAAGGCAGAGCUCCUCAUGGACAAAAGACUGAUUGGAUCAUGCACGAGUACCGCCUCGAAGAUAGCAAUGAUCCUCAAGGGAACAACAAUGAAGAUGGCUGGGUGGUUUGCAGGGUUUUCAAGAAGAAGAACCUAUUCAAGAUUGGAAAUGAAGGUGGCUCCACACACAACUCAAACCAACAAGCCAACAAUUCCUCAGGCACCAAUGCUCGCUCCUUCAUGCACAGGGAAAAUCAGUACUUACUCCAUCAACAACAAAACCCUAGGAACCCAUCAGGGUUUGAGCUAGAUAAACCUGAGCUUGCUCUCCACUAUCCCCAUUUGCAAAACCCUCAAUACUCACUCUUCCAGUCCCAACCUCUUCUUCAUACCCAAAAACCAUUGGUUUAUGACUACUCAUAUGCAUCAUCUUUGCCAUCAGACCCUCCUAUCAUAGCGAAGCAGCUCAUGACAAACCCUAGAGACUGUGAGAGCGGCAGCGAUGGCCUCAGAUACCAAGUUUCGGAGCCUGGCAUGGAAGUUGGCUCGUGCGAACCAGCUCAAGAAAUGGGUGCUGGAAGAAGUGAAGGAAUGAAUGAAUGGGGUGUGCUUGAUAGGCUAGUGACCACCCAUCUUGGAAACGAAGACUCAACCAAAGGGGUUAGGUUUGAGGAUGCAAAUCCACAGUCUGUUCACCAAAUCAACCAGCUUUCAUUGCGGGGAGAGAUGGACUUUUGGGGCUAUGGAAAACAAUGA
Molecule: messenger RNA, 1086 nt
Organism: Gastrolobium bilobum
Lineage: Eukaryota; Viridiplantae; Streptophyta; Magnoliopsida; Fabales; Fabaceae
Product: protein BEARSKIN2-like
Exons: 3
Coding region: 1-1086 (361 amino acids)
Biological process (GO): regulation of DNA-templated transcription
Molecular function (GO): DNA binding
Source: RefSeq, a predicted model, not a curated record